AUGGCUCUCCGGAUAGCGACAUCUCUCUGUCUGUGUUUCCUGUUGGGAGCAAAUUGUUGGCAUGAUCUUCGCAAUACUGAGUAUGACUGUUGGCCAAUCAGCAAUCCCAAUGAUUCCAACAUGAUCAGCUGUGGAGGUCUGGAGAUGGCCUGGGUGCAACGUCCUCCAGAAAAAAUAACCAAUGGAGAAGACUUUAAUGUCUCGUACACAGUCACUGCGUCAGAUUCCUUCUAUGACUAUGCUGUCCGGAACAAGAUUUUCCAGUUCAGCGAAGCCUCAGAGGCAAAGAGAUUCUGUCACGAACAUGAGUGCCCAUCAAACUGGAACAACGCCAACGAAAUGAACUGCUGUGUGUAUCACGCCAACAUCCACUCCUGUCCUCUGGGCCUCAUGAAACAAGGUCAAAUAUGUGGCCCAUGGAUCCCUGAUGAUGGUAAAAUAGUGACCCACACAGUAUCCAAAGCUGGGAAGAUGACCCAAAAGUACUGGACCUCAAAGGUGGUUUUGAUCCAUGUGGGACCCACUUCAGUCAUUGCUCAUAUCAAAGUAGGACAGAUGCAUGCAGCGCUGGAGUCCAAAGUGCUCGUUGUUAGUGCUCAAGUGUGUGGGGAUGAUGUCUGUGAGCUAGAGGAGACGUGUCUCAACUGCCCUGCAGACUGUGGCAUCUGCCCCAUGUCCAUCGGUAUCAAGGUGGCCAUUGGACUUCCAGUCACCCUGUUUAGCAGUGGCUUCAUUCUAACAAUGGUGUGGCUUCAGUACCAGAAACAGAAGAUGUUUUGGGACGAAAGCUGGAUCAUCAACUACACGAACAUAAUAUUUGGUAGAUUAGGCUACAGGGGCCAUGACAGCAUGACAAGUCUGCAACCUACCAAGAGCAACUCCUGCAUCAGCCGAGCCACCAAUGUGACCGUGUUCACAGGCGUCAACACUUCCUUCAAGCAAGGCUGCAUACAGCCAGGCAUAUACGAUGGGAGGACAGUUGCAGUGAAGCACAUUCAUAAGAAACAUUUCACUCUGUCCAAAGCCAUCAGAAAGGAGGUGAAAGAAGUUAGGCAACUGGACCACCCAAAUCUAUGCAAGUUUAUUGGGGGUUCCAUUGAGGUUCCAUUUGUGACCAUCAUCACAGAGCACUGCCCUAAAGGAAGUCUGUCGGAUGUCCUGCUAAAUGACGACAUACCCAUCAACUGGGGCUUCAGGCUGUCUUUUGCAACUGACAUCACCCGUGGGAUGUCCUACCUCCAUCAACACAAGAUGUUUCACGGGAGACUUCACUCCAGAAACUGUGUAGUUGAUGACCGCUGGGUGUGCAAAAUCUCAGAUUACGGACUGACAGCAUACAGAGAAGAGGACUUUGAAGCCUUCAGUAAUGGAUUCAACUGUGGGGAUCUAAACCUCAUAUACUGUGCACCCGAGGUCGUGCUGGGAAGCAGUUCAAGCAUGACACCAGCAGCUGAUGUUUACAGCUUCUCCAUGAUCUUGGUUGAGAUCGCAACUCGCUGUGACCUCAUUUCAGACCAGGCUGAAGGAGUCAGAAUGGACAUCACAUGGCGUCCUCCUCUCCCCGAAAUCAAGGCAGGAAAGGCUGACACGGACUGUCCCAAUCAGGGAGACUAUUGUGAGCUUAUAAAAAAAUGCUGGUGCCACAACACUACAAUGAGACCCACAUUUGAGCAGGUGAAAAAGUCUCUUGAAAAGAUGAACCCACUCAAAGUCAGCCCUGUGGACAUGAUGAUGAACCUGAUGGAAAAGUACAGCAAGCACCUGGAGGCCAUAGUUGCAGAAAGAACACAGGACCUGUUGCAGGAGAAACAGAAGACAGAUCGACUGCUGUACAGCAUGUUACCAAAGCCGGUGGCUGAUGACCUUCGUCAAGGACAAACAGCAGAAGCUCAGAGUUUCACCAAUGCCACAGUCUACUUCAGUGACAUUGUUGGCUUUACUCAACUGUCUGGUGCCAGCACACCUCACCAGGUCGUAGACUUCCUCAACCAGCUUUACACCACCUUCGAUGACAUUAUUGAUAACUAUGAUGUCUACAAGGUGGAGACAAUAGGCGAUGCUUACAUGGUGGUCUCAGGGGUCCCUCAAGAAAAUGGCAUCAAUCAUGCAGGAGAGAUUGCCAGCAUGGCUUUGGAUCUUGUGAGUGUCUGCCAUGCUUUUAAGAUUCCACACAAGCCCAACACUCAGCUGAAGAUCCGUGCUGGCAUCCACUCAGGGCCUGUAGUAGCUGGUGUGGUUGGCACUAAAAUGCCACGCUAUUGCCUGUUUGGGGACACGGUCAACACAGCGUCACGCAUGGAAUCAACAAGUGAAGCCUUGAAGAUCCAGGUGAGCGGUGCAACAGCGGAUUUACUUCACACCCUUAAAGGUUACAUACUGACCUGCAGAGGAACCCUGAAUGUGAAGGGCAAAGGCGAUAUGACAACAUGGUGGCUUGAAGCAAAAAAGAAUGGUCACACUGACCCUCUGGUCCGAGCAUCUGAGUCUAGAGUCGUCCCCGUACCAGUUAGUGACUAGAAGUUUAAUUGUGGAAAAAAUUCAGUGCAUGUUUGUAGAGCUGAUAUGUGUUCAAGUGAACUGCUUUGUGCAAAUACUGUAGUAAGGUGUUUGAAAUUCAAAUCAUAUAAUGACUGUAAAUUUAAUAAUUAAUUAAAAAGAACACAGUUUUUGUCUGGCGACCUCGGUCCCUGAUGAUGAUGAUGAUGAUGAUGAUGAUGAUGAUGAUGAUGAUGACGACAAUGUUUUGUUUUUUUAAAUUUAUAAUGUAUAUUGAAAAAGAUCUCAAAUAUCUAACUUGUACCGCCACCACUGGUGUGUGAAUGUGAGUGUGAAUGGGUAGAUGUGCUAAUGCAGUGUAAAGCGCUUUGGGGUCUGCUAAUGCAGAGGAAAAGUGCUAUAUAUAAGUGUAGACCAUACAUAAAAUCAACGUAUAGAACAGAAAGGUAGCACACUGUAAUGGCAAAUGAUUUGGAUUAAGGUUUGGUUUCUAAAAACCUGAAAUGUGUAUUCCUUGUGUUGAAAUCAAAUCUGGUACCAUGCCAGAAAAUAUUUUAGACUUAAAAUAUGCAGCUCAGUGUAAACAAAACAGUAGCAAAAAUCAAAUUAAUUCACACAAUGUUUUUUUUUUUACUCAAAAUAAAUAAAGAAGCUGUAUUCACAUAUGACUAUUAUUUUUCUCUUUCACGCAGCCUGUAAUAUUCUAUAAUAGUUUCUCACUGCCUGAAAAUAAGUACAUCUGGCCCAAUAUAAUGGUUUUGAUUCACUGUAAAGUCUUUACAACUUUGAUAAACAAUACUACUUUCGGAAUGUGACUGCUUAUAUUUCAGACUUUUUGACUAUAUAUAGAUCAUGUGUGUCAAGGCCAUAGAAGAACAAGUAUUGCUACUUUUAUCAUUUUUGCCAUUGUUGUUGUGCAAAAACAUGCUUAGUAUUGUAAGAGAUCAUCUUGUACUCAGUUUUUAACGAGAUAAAUACUUUGUCCAUGCAUGGAAAAUGUCAAACACAUGAACAGCAAUUUGGUUGAGAAAGAAUUGGCUCCGUCGUGUUG
Molecule: messenger RNA, 3547 nt
Organism: Salarias fasciatus (jewelled blenny)
Lineage: Eukaryota; Metazoa; Chordata; Actinopteri; Blenniiformes; Blenniidae
Product: atrial natriuretic peptide receptor 2-like
Exons: 23
Coding region: 1-2517 (838 amino acids)
Biological process (GO): protein phosphorylation; cGMP biosynthetic process; intracellular signal transduction
Cellular component (GO): plasma membrane
Molecular function (GO): protein kinase activity; adenylate cyclase activity; ATP binding
Source: RefSeq, a predicted model, not a curated record